Molecule: messenger RNA, 1167 nt
Organism: Brenthis ino (lesser marbled fritillary)
Lineage: Eukaryota; Metazoa; Arthropoda; Insecta; Lepidoptera; Nymphalidae
Source: the annotation of a GenBank genome assembly
AUGUCACUUUUAGAAGUGAAAGUUUCUGCACCUGGUAAAGUAAUUUUGCAUGGAGAACACUCGGUUAUGUAUGGGAAGUUUGCGAUCGCGGGCAGCCUCGGACUUAGGACUUCUAUGAUUGUUAAGGAAGUAAAAUCAAAAGGCGAUUUGACCAUUAACCUGCAUUUGCCAUCAGUUGAUUUAGAAGAGGUUUUACCAUUAAACCUAAUAAAAGAACACUUGAUCCCAUCCCAUAACGAUACAUGGAAUCGUCCAGAUGUGAUAAACCAUGAGAAACAUUUAGAAAAGGUUGAUAACUGCUUGCAUAAGAUCCUACCAGGUUAUGGCGAUCUCAAGAGCUUUAAGAAGAACUCUCUACGUGGCUUCUUUUACAUACUUUCUGGAAUAUUCGAUGGAGAUUUGUUGAAUAAUAGUAUAGAUGUCACAAUUACUUCAGAGUUAACAGUGGGUGCUGGUACUGGAAGUUCUGCGUCUUGUGCUGUCUGUGUUUCUGCUGGUUUCUUGCAACUCUUGAAAUUGAAGAAAGGCAUCCAAAAUGAAGAAUUUAGUCUAGAAGAUAAAAUGAUGAUAUCUAGCUGGGCGUUUAACUGUGAGAAGAUCAUGCAUGGUGCACCUUCAGGUAUAGACAACUCCAUCUGUACAUAUGGGUCUCUCGUGGGUUUCACAAAGGGGGAAAAACCAGUAAUACCAGAUUACAAAAUCAAUUUACGUAUACUCUUAAUCGAUACGAAAGUUAGCAGACAAACGAAGCUUUUAAUCGAGAAAGUUAAAACAUUGAGAGAGUGGAACACUGAGGCAGUGAACUGUGUUAUGGAUGCUUUGGGGCAUUUAGCAAAAAAUGCUGCAGAGGUUAUGAAAAACAUUUCUGAAGCUAAAGGAGAGGAUGCUGACAUUCUUUACCAGCGGUUAGCUGAACUCUGGAAUAUGAAUCACUGCUUAUUAGCAUCCUUGGGAGUGUCUCACGCGUCGCUUGAAGAUGUAAGGGCGUCGGCCUUGAAGUACAACCUUGCGUGUAAACUGACUGGGGCAGGGGGUGGUGGGAACGCCAUUAUUUUGGUUCCUCCACAAACAGAAAAUGCAACUAUCGAAGCUCUAACAAACGAACUCGUAAGCAAAGGCUACGCUGUACGGAACACACAAUUAGGGGGUUCAGGGGUCACUUUAGAU